GAGACUGCUCUCUAUAAAAGGGCUGAGCAGCUCAGCACCUCUCACUGGGGGCAUGAAGAGCAGGGGGGACCAUGGAUAUCAUCAGCAUCCAGCAGUUGGUAUGUGGAGACAGGGUUGGAAGUAAAGUGUUGGGAUGUGGACAUGGAGUUCCUGAUCCUGGAGGUGGGCCCGGGGCCUGGAGGCCCAGAGCCCAAGAGGCCGUGGCCCGGGAGCAGUGGAAACUGGACGAAGAGAAGAAGAAGAAACUUGAGAGAUUUAACAGCUCCAGACUCAAUCUGGAGACUCUGACUGACUUGGAAAACUUGGUUCAAAGACGAAGAGAAAAGCGACUGAAACGCAGAGUCCCCCCCAGGGCACCUGAGUCCAUGGUUAAGCCGCAGCCCCAGGUCCAGCCGGAGUCUGUGGACCUGGAGAUGUUCCUGAAGGCAGCUGCAGAGAACCAGGAGGCCUUGAUUGACAAGUACCUGACAGAUGGAGGGGACCCCAAUGCCCAUGACAAGCUGCACCGCACAGCCUUGCACUGGGCCUGUCUGAAGGGUCACGGCCAGCUGGUGAACAAGCUGCUGGAGGCAGGUGCCGCUGUGGACACUCGAGACUUGCUGGACAGGACACCCGUGUUCUGGGCCUGCCGUGGAGGACACCUGGAUGUCCUCAAACAGCUGCUUAACCAGGGAGCCCAGGUCAACGCCCGGGACAAGAUUUGGAGCACCCCCCUGCACGUGGCCGUGCGCACGCGACACUGUGACUGCCUGGAGCAUCUCAUUGCGUGUGGCGCCCACAUCGAUGCCCAGGACAAGGAAGGGGACACAGGUCUGCACGAGGCAGUGCGGCUCGGCCACUACAAGGCCAUGAAGGUGCUGCUGCUCUAUGGAGCCCAGCUGGGUGUGCGGAACGCGGCUUCAGUGACCCCAGUGGAGCUGGCACGAGACUGGCAGCGGGGCAUCCGGGAAGCACUGCAGGCCCAUGCGGGCCACCCUCGCACUCGGUCCUAGCCAAGUGCAGCCUCCAGGGUCACUUCUCAGCCACCAUUCCACCUCACCCUCCCCUCCCCUCCUCAUGCCCUCACUGUGAUCCGCACCCCUCUGCCCUCAGGCCAGCAGUGCCCAGCAGGGGACAAGGCUGGCCUCCCUGGUUCUCCACCAGGCUGCGCACAAAACGGCUGAGGCAGGGGACCCCAGAGAAGCGGGACACAGCGCAGGUCCAGUUGAGGAACAGUGCAGGAGAGUGGCAGUCCAGGUUGGAGCAAAACUAGAGUCCUGAGCCUUGAGCUGCCCAGGGUCAGGCACUCGGUGUCCUCCGAUCCUCUCUCCACAAGAGCCGGUUUCCCGCCCGGUGGGGCUUCAGGACGAAGCUGCCAUCCAGGCCACACAGCUAUGGCAUGCUUCCGCAGCUGACCAAGGCCCUCCUGGCAGGGUUUCUCAGGGACGCCGUUCCUGUCAGCAGCAACCCUGACAGCAGGUGGAGUGGCUCUAGCCUGCUCUGGCUGUAGGGCUUCUGGAGUUGGGUCUGGCCGUCAGGAGCAGGUGCCCAACAGGGUUAGGCCCCCCUGCAGGCCCCAUCUGCUACCAGCCCGGUUGCCUCAGAAGCCCUACAGCUGAGCAGCUAGAGCUCAUGUUUGUUUUAGGGAAACCUCGUGCCUAUGGUCUGAAGGCCUUGGUCAGCCUGCCUGCUGCCCUCUAGUUGGCCAGCUUACAGCGCUCCUUGUAGAGGUGAAAUGCCUGGGAGCUGGGGAUUGCUUGUGGCCCACCCAACUCUUGGGGUGGCGGCCCGUAACCCUACUUUGCCUUGGGCAUCACCUAGCACUAGAACUUGAGCUCUGGCCUGGACAGCAGUCACACCUGCUUGGCUUCCCCCCACCGCUGGGACAGGACACUGAGGCGCUAGUGGCUCAGCCCCAGAGGGGAAGCAGAGGAGAGCAAGGGGCACACGUGCUUCCCCCCCUCUGCUGAGUGAUGGCAGAUUUAGGACCCAGACUCACCCCAGUUCUCCUCAAGGUUCCUUCCUUACUGCCUUUUCUGUUUCACUCACACUGGUGUAGACCCAUACCGCUGGCAGGGCUGGGUCCCGAAGUGGCAGAAAGUGAAUCUUAAGGAACUCUGCCCUAAAUGGAGAACCGCAGGCUGAGGGACCGGCUUUAGAUGCAAGGUCAGCCUCCUUCCCAUAUGUAAAGUACCCAUAUGGACAUCCAUUUUGCAGCAGUUCCUUCCAGUCUAACACUGGCGGCCUUCUUGGGCCAAGCACAAGGCUAUUCUGACUAUGUGAAAAAGCGACUACAGCUCCGACCCUGCACAGAACUGUGGUGACAGUUCCCCCGGGUGCUGGAGCCGUAAGAAACAGGUUCAAGUUCCUAGAGAAGACAUCGCCCCAUCUAGAAGAUGGGAACCCUUACAUGACAGACAAAAACACCUUUUUAUACACUUCAGUAUUUUUUGUUCAUUAAACUGUUGACUAUCCAUCA
Messenger RNA from Mustela erminea (ermine), 2458 nucleotides. It is a transcript of the gene ANKRD23, whose product is annotated as ankyrin repeat domain 23. Bases 72 to 992 code for a protein of 306 amino acids. NCBI's taxonomy places the organism in Eukaryota, Metazoa, Chordata, Mammalia, Carnivora, Mustelidae. The transcript has 9 exons. Gene Ontology annotation, molecular function: protein binding. The record is from RefSeq and is a predicted model, not a curated record.